Pectinophora gossypiella (pink bollworm) is the source of this 1281-nucleotide messenger RNA. RefSeq names its product carbonyl reductase [NADPH] 1-like. The transcript is spliced from 2 exons. Gene Ontology annotation, molecular function: oxidoreductase activity. The coding region runs from base 97 to 999 and encodes 300 amino acids. The record is from RefSeq and is a predicted model, not a curated record. Lineage: Eukaryota; Metazoa; Arthropoda; Insecta; Lepidoptera; Gelechiidae.
CCUACUAUCUUUACGCUUGUAAACACAAGAUAAGUGUUUUCAAUUGACUGCUCACAUCAUUCGUAUUCGAAUCGCGGCACGACACGGGAGCACAAAAUGGCGGAUAAUAACGGAAAAUUUGUGGUAAAUGAAAAUAUGGCGGGAAAAGUGGCCGUGGUCACCGGCGCCAACCGGGGGCUGGGAUACGAGGUGGUGCGCGCGUUGUGUGAGCGGGUCCCUGAGGUUACCGUCUACCUCACUGCACGAGAUGAAGUCGCAGGUCUUCAAGCCGUACAAGAGCUAAACAAACUCGGCCUCAACCCACAGUUCCACCAACUAGACGUUACUAACAAGCAGAGCGUAGCCAACCUCGCAGACUUCAUCAAGGCUACACACGGCGGAUUCGACUACUUAGUCAACAAUGCCGCUAUCCUCGACUACGAAGACGUAUAUCCUGACUACGAAGCUGCUAAGAAGAACAUCGACUGUAAUUACAGAAGCUUACUGACCAUUGAGGAGUACCUGUUUCCGUUAUUGAGGGAAGGCGCCAGGGUCGUGAACAUAUCGAGCGCCUGCGGCCACUUGUCCAAUCUCCGCAACGAGGCGUGGAUCAAGAUGCUGAAGGACCCGGAGCUGACGACGGAGCAGCUGAACAGCUUCGUGGAUCACUACCUGCAGAGCGUGAGGGACGGGUCAUUCAGGAGACAGGACUUCGCAGACGAGGGUCGCCACGCGGAGCACCGUGUGUCGAAGGUCGCUGUCACUGCGCUCACUAUGAUACAGGCGCGGAAGUAUGCAUCGCGGCACAUCUCGGUGAACGCGCUGCACCCGGGCCACCUGGCGACGGCGAUGGCGCGCGGCGGCGGCGUGACGUCGCCGGCGCGCGCCGCGGCCCUCGUGCUGUAUGCGCUGCUGGACGCCUCGCCCGCGCUCAGCGGCGCCUUCCUCUGGCACGACCGCCGCCUCGUCGACUGGUACGACCACCGAGGAGACUACCAUUACGUGCACAAGGAGUUGUAGGUUUCAUGUGAUUAAUGUUUUGCUCCUACAGGUUGACCCUUGCCCUUUGGCUCUCCUUUCGAGCAAAAUAGGUACUGUAGAAUUGAAUACCUGUAAUCGAUACCUGUUUAAGCGCCUGAAUAAAAUAGUACAUUUUUAGGUAACAAAAAAGUCUUUCUAUUUUUUUUAUAUAUAUUUUAGGAGAGCUAACGUUUCUUUGAUAUUAUUAUGGUUAUAAAUAGCUACUAAGUAAGUUUACCAAUAUAAUAUUCAACUGCAUCAUCAUUGUCGCCCGUCAUCUAU